AUGGUUGUCUACUACCAGAUCGCUGGCAAGAAGGUCGGCUCCCACGUCCUUGCCAUGGCCACCCUCGGCAGCAUCUUCGCCGGUUCCUGGGCUGCUAUGAGCGGUGGCGAGAAGCCCAAGACCGCUCAGGGCCCCCCAAUCAAUGCUUCCUCCAAGGAUGAGGAGAACUUCAUCCAGAACUUCAUGAAGGAGGUUGAUGGCGGCGAGAAGAAGCCCAACCAACACUAG
Messenger RNA from Penicillium arizonense, 228 nucleotides. RefSeq names its product ATP19 family protein. Lineage: Eukaryota; Fungi; Ascomycota; Eurotiomycetes; Eurotiales; Aspergillaceae. The record is from RefSeq and is a predicted model, not a curated record. Gene Ontology annotation, biological process: proton motive force-driven ATP synthesis. Bases 1 to 228 code for a protein of 75 amino acids. The transcript is spliced from 3 exons.